UAAGAAAUCGAUAAAAGAAAGAUACAUCUUUUUCUUCUGUUUUCGAAAUCCUUGCAAAAUACCUUUUUUAUGUUCUACAUCAUAAAUAUUCUAUCUUUGUCUUGCAUCUUUCCAACAAUGUCGUCUCCUUCGCCGUUCUCUGAAUGCACCGCCGGGAAUCUCCACUGACCACUUCUCUGUUCAUUUUUUUCACUUUCAACCUUUGUCUACUCAGGCUCUUGAAACUUGCUGCUUUCAUCUACUCUUCCUCUUUAUUUUUUCUUUUGAAGCACUCUGAUGGGCUUCUCUAAUGGUGUCUUCUCUGCUUCGCUGUCCUGCUUUCCGUAGAAUUCAUUUUCCUUAGAAACCCUAGGGUACAGGAGUGGAGAAAGAAGCCCGCCAUGGUAGAAUGAAAAUGAUGCCAUUAUCUCACAGAUCUAUGUUUCAACCUUCUUUUACCUUUUGUUUACCUCGUCCCGUCUUUCUUUACUCUAGCGAGCUCUGAGCGUGCUUCUAGGGUUUUUGCUUUUACACUCUCCCGUCGACUGAGGAAGGAGGAAAGCUAGUCUCUUUCUUUCUCUCUCUCGUUCGCUCUAAGACAGUCUCUGCACUGCUCUGUACUGCUCACUGAAGUGAAGAUUGAGGGAGGAAGGUGGAAAGGUUGAGGGAAAUGGUUGGAGCGGAGGCUGCGAGGUUAAGCCUCACCAACCUCAACAUGCAGACGACCUGCGGAGCCUUGCUUAGUGAGCUAGAGCAAAUAUGGACAGAUAUUGGCGAGGAUGAAGUAGAGAAGGAUAAAAUGAUGCUGGAACUAGAGAUGGAGUGCUUGCAAUUGUACCAGAGGAAGGUUGACGAGGCCCGUAACACGCGAUCCUUUCUCCGGCAAUCCCUGUUAACCAAAGAAGCUGAGAUGGCUGCUCUCAUGGGAUCUUUAGGGGAGCAUAACCUUCAAUUUCAAACGGACAGGAGUCUAGGAUCACUAAGAAGGCAAGUUGCUUUUAUCUCGCAAAUGGUGGAGGACCUAAGGUUGAAGAAGGAUGAAAGAGCAAAAAAAAUUUCUGAAAUAAAGUCAGAGAUUGAAAAGAUCAUUGGAGAGAUUAAUGGAUGCAAUCUUCAAAUUAAUAAUGGUAAAGUGGAAAAUGAUGAUUUCUCAAUAAGGAUGUUGAAUGACUAUCAAGCACAGCUUCGCUCCCUUCAGAAGGAGAAGUCAAAGCGUGUUCACAAGGUCCUCGAAAGUGUAAAUGAAGUGCAUUCAUUAUGUAGUGUGCUUGGCAAUGAUUUUGUCAAGACAUUGAAUGAGGUUCAUCCAAGCUUGCACGAGCCCGGUUUAGGCCAAUCUACAAAUAUUAGUGAUAGCACAUUGGAAGGACUUUCACAAAUGAUUCAGAAAUUAAAAACAGAGAAGAGAAAACGAAUUCAAACGGUGUCUCAAGUCCUUGAAUCUUUAACUGAACUAUGGAACCUAUUGGAUUCGCCGGAAGAAGAGCGCAAAAUUUUUGAGAACAUUUCAUGCAUUUUUGGGUCACGAGAGGAGGACGUGACAAACUCCGGUGUUCUAUCAAUUGACACUGUGAAGGAGAUUGAAGCUGAAGUUGGCCGAUUAACAAAGUUGAAAGCCAGCAAAAUGAAAGAACUCGUCUUAAAGAAAAGAUUAGAACUGGAGGAAGUGUGUCGGCAAGCACAUAUCGAACCCGAUAUGAGCACCGCAUCUGACAAAUUGUGUGCUUUGAUUGAUUCCGCUCUUGUGGAUCCUUCAGAACUGUUAGCCAAUAUUGAAUCUCAAAUUAUUAAAGCAAGGGAGGAAUCCUAUAUCAGGAAGGAUAUUAUAGACCGAGUAAGUAAAUGGGAGGCAGCUUGUGCUGAAGAAAGGUGGCUUGAAGAGUAUAACCAAGAUGAGAACAGAUAUAGUGCCGGAAAAGGUGCCCACUUGAACUUAAAACAUGCAGAGAAAGCUCGUGUUACAGCAGUCAAAAUUCCAGCCAUUAUUGACAAUUUGAUGAGCAAAACAAUUGCCUGGGAAGAUGAAAGGAACAUGCAUUUCCUUUAUGAUGGGGUUCGUUUGAUCUCUCUAUUGGAAGAGUAUAAGCUCGCAAGGCAACAAAAGGAAGACGAAAAAAAGCGUUUUCGCGAUCAGAAGAAGCUUCAACAUUUACUUCUUACAGAGAAAGAAGCACUCUAUGGAUCAAAAUCCAGCCCAAAGAGGAGCAACAGUUUAAGAAAACCCAAUGGAUGUCAUGCUUAUGGGAACGGGAAUGGCUUCAUGACACCCGGUCCUCGUAGAAUUUCCAUAGGCAGCGCAACACCGGAGCUCCUCACUCCUCGCUCGUACUCCGGCCGUCAGAACGGCUACUUCAAGGAAAUGCGACGGUUAUCAACAGCCCCUCUCAACUUUGUCGCUCUACCCAAAGAGGACACAAUCUCUUCCUUCGCUUCUAUCAGUUGCUUUGAACCUGGGUCUCCUCCACGGGGUUAAAUUGAGGAGAAGAAGUUAACAGAUGAAAGGUAUAAAGCUCUAACUUUGUGCUGAAUUGUUUAACAUUUUAGGGAAGUAUUUUGUUGUGAAGAUUUAACUAAUGAGUGGAUGUAAGAAUUUAUGAUAAUUGAUCUGUUUUGUUGAAAUUUAUUGUAUCCCAACAGAGUGCUAACUUGAUUAGAAAUUCUGUUAUGUUAACCUUUAUUUUAAGUUUUAAUGUAUAUAUAAUCCUUGUGGCACUCAUAUGUGCAUGUC
Phalaenopsis equestris is the source of this 2707-nucleotide messenger RNA. Its product is annotated as 65-kDa microtubule-associated protein 6-like. Lineage: Eukaryota; Viridiplantae; Streptophyta; Magnoliopsida; Asparagales; Orchidaceae. The record is from RefSeq and is a predicted model, not a curated record. Gene Ontology annotation, molecular function: microtubule binding. The coding region runs from base 650 to 2452 and encodes 600 amino acids. Gene Ontology annotation, cellular component: spindle; cytoplasm. The transcript has 12 exons. Gene Ontology annotation, biological process: microtubule cytoskeleton organization.